AACGCACAGUCGUUGAAUGUUGUUGCGCGCAGCUCUGUUUUUCACAUUUACGACGGUUCUAUCGUUGGAGUGCUAUAAAGGAAUCGAGGGAAAUAAGGCUAUAACUGUGGUUGACCAAAGGAAGAUGUGCAUCUAUGAAACGAAUGCUCCAUGUGAUUUCAAAACUUUGCCUGCAACUAAGAAGAACUUUUACGUGUCUGCACUCGGCAAAUCAGUCAACAGAUGCUGGACAGGACGUAGAGCUUUAUGCGCCUGCAACACCGAUAGGUGUAAUGGAAAUUUCGAAUUAAUGCUGAAGUACUGGUUAGCAUCGAAAAAUGCGAACAUAGAGCAAAAAAACUGUGUGGCUGAAUAUCUUAGAAAAAAAGCGAACUUGGUUGCAACAGCAUCGUCGAAUGUACUUACAACAAAAGAACUAAAAUCGGUCAAGACUAUCAAGACUACUGCAUCAAAGAGAACAACGAAGAGUCUUUCGCUACCCUCGGAUACACGGUCUACGCCUAAAUUUGUAGUGAAGUCAGAAGCGGCUACAUCACCCUCGCAGACUGCAGGAACACCAUUAGCGUCAAAAACGAUAGUGGAAGAAACAGAUGCACCCUUAACAGAUAAGUCCGAAAUUGCGAGUGGAACUACCGAUGAGCCUCCAAUCGUGGCUCCCGAGCCUGAUGCUUCAGUAGAGGGUGGCUCAAAGCCUAAAAAGCCUAAAAAGCGUGGAACUUUAACUAAAUUCUUGAUUUAUGGCGCCAUCUGCAUAGGCAUAGUCGUACUCGUAUGUCUUGUGCUCCCGGUCAUUGUUGUUUACGCAAUCAUGAAGAAACACCACAAGGUACCAAAAGCAGCAAUGCAAAAAAAAGGACAAACAGGGACUGCAACAACAAGUUCAACAACAAACAUGCAACAGACGAAGAAAUCAUUUUGGAAGAAAGGUGCUAAGGAGAAACAAAGUUCGGCAGGAAAACCCACAAAGAAGUCGCAAGCUGGAAAUAUUACAGCAAAAUAAUGAAGAUGAUAGAAACAUUAAAUGAACAAAUUAAAAAUUGAAAGGAAAACUAAUAAUCUGAUGGAC
This is a messenger RNA of Cylicocyclus nassatus, 1066 nucleotides long. The record is from the annotation of a GenBank genome assembly. Lineage: Eukaryota; Metazoa; Nematoda; Chromadorea; Rhabditida; Strongylidae.